UCAUUGAAUGUUUAAUGGCAAUAAUAACUACCAACUAGUGGUAAUAAUAAUAGUGAUAAUGAUAGAAUAAAAUUAAAUAUUUCGAUUAUGAUUUUCUAUCAAAGUUUAAGGAUUUGUUUCUAUCCACUUAUUGAUGGUAAUAAAAAGAAAAUCUAUUCAAUCCCUACUCUAUUUACAAAUAUGGAAAAAAACAAUUAGGUUUAUAUUAUUUGAUAAAUUAUUUUAUGUAUGUCAGUGAUUAUCUAAAUGAAAAAGGAUUUAUUGUGGAAAUUUAUUUUACUUUUCUGUUUAAAAAUGAAUUAUUCCAUGUUUCAAGAUCAUAUUAUCACGUGGGAUAUUGAUAAUAAAUUAUUUUCAUCGAACGUAACAAUGUUCAGAGUAAAAGAAGGUGACAAUAUAGUUUUUAUAUGUCCUAGUGAUGUGAGAAGAAGUCAAAAAUUAUUUUGGACAAUGAGCAAAAAAACGUACGAUGAUUGUGGUGCACCUAGCUCGUCUCAAACUGUGAAGCUAUUGGACUGCAGUCAAAGCCCCAAAAACACAGAAUUCAUUUUAAAAGUCGCACAGUUUUCAGAAAUUCCUUAUUCUCCACAUUUUCGAGAAAACGAUUUUGUUUACUUUUUGGGUCAGCAUGAUUUAUGCUCGAUUUACAAUCUUCGUAUUGCUGUUAAAUUAGUCCCAGCUAAAACUGUAAAUAAUAAUCAAGAGUUAUCAACAUCAACUCAGAAAUUAAAUAAUUUUGUUAAUGACAAAGAUAGUUCUCCUAAUACUGUUACCUCAGAUACAUAUAAAUUAAAUCCACACAGAACUGAAACAUUAUCAGCAUGGACACGUUAUAGAUUUCUUCUCAUUCCAGGUUCACUUGGUUUUCUUACAUUGAUUGGAAUACAGGCUGUGAUUUGUGCAUUAUGGCAUCCAAAGAAAUCAACUCAAUGUAGAAUAUGUUGUUCAUCACAUAUAGUAAAUAAAUCAAACGAUACAACUAAUGAUACAAAUGAAAUAUCUAUAACACCUAUCGAAAUGUUAGAAACAUCAUUUACUAGAAAAUCAUUUGAAAAUCAUCAAAAUCAAUCUAGUCAAACAAAUACACUCAUAACUCAAUCAACUUUAAAUGAACAAUAUAAUAAAGAAAAUUUUAUGAAUAAUUCUAAACGAAAUUCUGAUAUUGUUAACAUUGUACAAGAUACAUAUACAUUAAAUAAAUGUAUUUUAGAUAAAUCACCAUCUACUAUUCAAGUAAUUACAAAUAAUGAAGUACCAAUUUUAACAAUACCAACAACACAAACAUCAUUAACAAAUAAUAAUUAUAAUGUACAGUUUUAUACUUGUCCAUAUCCUAUUGAUAAUAAUUUAACAUGUUUAGUUCCAGUGAAAGUUAAUAAAUCCACUGACAUCUUUUCUACUGAUAUAGUUAAUUUAGGAAGUGUUAUUAAUAUAUCUGUAUAAUUUAUUGUAUUGUAUUGUUUUUUUUUCUUUUUUCUUUUGUGUGUGUGUGUGUAAAUGUGUGUCUUUUCAUUAUUUUUGUUACUUUUAUGAAAAGAAAAACAUUGAAAAGAAGAAAAAAAAGAAGGAUUCAUGUUAACUUUAUUUAUGUUUCCAUAUGAAUAAGUGACUAUUUUGAAUCUUUUAAUAAAAUGAUUAAUAAGAUUAUUUAUAUUGAAAUGACAAAUGUGUAUAAAAUUAUAAUAAACUAUCAUUUUGAUAAGAAACAGAAAAAAAAAGACGAAGAAUCGUACGGAAAUUAACUUUCAGGGAGGAUUAAAGUGACCUGAAUUUGUGUAUGAGUAUUAG
Messenger RNA from Schistosoma haematobium, 1788 nucleotides. RefSeq lists its product as uncharacterized. Lineage: Eukaryota; Metazoa; Platyhelminthes; Trematoda; Strigeidida; Schistosomatidae. The coding region runs from base 247 to 1443 and encodes 398 amino acids. The transcript is spliced from 5 exons. Gene Ontology annotation, cellular component: membrane. The record is from RefSeq and is a predicted model, not a curated record.